AUGGCUACUUUCCAUGAUAAAGAUCAUAAUAUAGUUGAAAUUGAAGAAGAUCAUGGAUUUGAAAUUCCUACACACUUGAGUGAAAGCAAUCAUGAUGAAUUGGUGAAUAAUGGUGAAUUUAAUAUAGGCGAGAUUGAACAAGAUGCCAGUGAGAAUGUGAAGAGUGAUGUGAAUAAUGCGACCAUAGAGUUAUGUAUUGGAAUGGAGUUUCAAUCACUAGAUGAUGCUUUAAUGUGCUAUACUAAUUAUGCAAAACAUGAAGGAUUUGGAAUUCGCAAAAGCCGCAUACUAAAGUCUAGAAAGAAUCAAAUGGUUAUUGGACAAGAGUUUGUUUGUUCAAAGGAAGGUUACCGUGCUAAAAAAUAUUUACAGCAGGACAAUAGGAAAAAGCCUCCACCUGAUGAAACACGCAUGGGAUGCAAAGCUAUGAUUUCUGUAUCUAGAAAAGACGAAGCCAAAUGGGUAAUAUCUAAAUUUACUAGAGAUCAUAAUCAUGUGCUGGCUUCUCCUAGUAGUGCUCGAUUUCAUCGAGUUCAUAGAAAGAGGACAAAAUCUCAAGGGACUUUGAUUGACGUGCUUGAUGAAUCUGGAAUUCGUCCUAGUAAAAUAAUGUCUGUUUUGGUUACUGAAUCUGGGGGAAUAGAUAGGGUUGGUUGCAUUGAGCGAGAUAUUCAAAAUUAUUUAAGUAACAAAAGACAAAAGCAACUUGAGAAAGGAGAUGCACAAGCAAUGUUGAAUUAUUUCAAGGAGUUCAAUCACCAUCACCAGUCUAUUUUAUUUGGUUGUGCUCUGUUAUGGGAUGAGACAGUGGAAACAUUUGUUUGGCUAUUGAAUACUUGGUUAGGAGCAAUGGAUGGAUGUCAUCCAAAAACAAUAAUUAUAGAUCAAGAUGCAGCUAUAACUACUGCAAUUGCAAGGGUCUUGCCAAAUACUGCACAUCAUUUUUGCAUGUGGCAUAUUGAGAAAAAAUUUCCAGAAAAUCUUAGUCAUGUUUAUCAAAAGUUUGAUGAUUUUAAGUUUCAAUUUUCACAUUGUAUCCAUAGGAUAUAUAUGCCUAGUGACUUUGAAGUAGAAUGGGAAAAAAUUCUUGACAAGUAUGGUUUACGAGAAAAUAGUUGGCUUGAGAAGUUGUAUUCCAUUCGUGAAAAAUGGAUUCCUGCUUAUGUACGUACUAGUUUUUGUGCCGGAAUGUCUACUACUCAAAGAAGUGAAAGUAUGAAUAAGUACUUUAAAGAUUAUAUAAAUGCUAAUACACCAAUAAGUAAGUUUGUUGUUCAAUAUGACAAGGCUCUUGAUGCAAGGUACAAUAAAGAAAGGGAGAAAACCUUCAAAACAUUGAAUUCAAAACCUAUCUUAAAGACAUUGUAUCUAAUGGAGGAAGAAGCUUCAAAGGUUUAUACAAGAAAGAUGUUUAGAAUGUUUCAAGACGAAUUGAUUCAUUCUCAGCAAUUUGUUGCAGAAAAGUUUAUUACUAAUGAGCAUGAGUCUGUAUAUAAGGUGCAUGAGUUUGAUAAAGAAAAACCAGAGUACAUAGUGACAUUCAUGCGUUCGUCAACAACUAUAGAGUGCUCAUGUCACAUGUUUGAAUUUUUGGGCAUCCUUUGUAGACACCAAUUGAUGGUUCUUCUCAAGAAAAAUGUAUAUUCUUUACCUAAGCACUACAUUUUACAAAGGUGGACAACAGAUGCUAAAAAAGGAGAAAUUAGAAGCACAUCAAAUGAAGAAGAGAUGUGUGGUUACAAUAUGUGUUCAACAACAUUGUUUAAUAAUAUCAUGGUUCACUCAUUAGAACUUUCGGAAAAGGCUUCACGUUCAAAAAAACAUUAUGACACCACGAUAGAAAGCUUGCAAUGUUUAUUCAAAAAGUUAGAUGCAUUGAAGAUUGAUGAUGACAUGACUAGUAGCACUGGCCGUUUGACAAGCAUGAUAAGUAAUCAAGAUGAUGAUAAUAAUAAUGUACCAAUGCGCGAUCCUCCUCGUGUGACUACAAAAGGUCGUCCUCGGUCUAUCAGAAUGAAAGGAGCUUUAGAGCUUAAAAGUAAUCGAGUUACAUGUUCAACUUGUAAAAAGAAAGGGCACACCAAACGUACUUGUACACUGAAAAACAAAAUAUGUGAUCUCAAAGCGUACGAGUUCGAGAUGAAAUCAAAACUUGAGGAGGAACGUGAAGAAAGAACCACAGCCUUAGUAGCCAAACAACCAUCAAACUCAAGGAAAUUCAAAAAAUUCAUGCGGAAGAACAACUUCAACAAUUCAUCUCAAAGAAAUCAAGGAAGUUCAUCCAGAAGACCUAGAAGAGAAUUUUCUGAUGAUAACACAAACCUGAGCUACAACUGUAGAAAACCAGGACAUUUCAUGGCAGAAUGUCCAUACCCCAAGGAAAUAUCUAAAUCAAAGGAUAGAAGAUUCAAGAAGGAUAAAAGGAAAGCUUUAAUAAGUGACCCUCUUGAGACAAGUGGGUCUGAGGAAUCUUCAAGUGAUGAAAGUGAUAGCUCAACGGAGGAUACUGCACUGCUGUGUCUUUUAAGCAUAACCAGUGAAUCAGAUUUCCAGGAAAAAUGCUUAAUGGCGCAUGAAGUAGAAGAAGACGAGGUAACAUCUAAAUCCUUUGAUUAUGCAAACUCAUCUUUUUCUAGAGAAUCUAUAUUUCAAUGA
Messenger RNA from Ipomoea triloba (trilobed morning glory), 2655 nucleotides. Its product is annotated as protein FAR1-RELATED SEQUENCE 5-like. Lineage: Eukaryota; Viridiplantae; Streptophyta; Magnoliopsida; Solanales; Convolvulaceae. Bases 1 to 2655 code for a protein of 884 amino acids. The transcript has 5 exons. The record is from RefSeq and is a predicted model, not a curated record. Gene Ontology annotation, molecular function: nucleic acid binding; zinc ion binding.